AUGUCCCAAGUCUAUUUCGACAUCUCCGCUGACGGCAACAAGCUCGGAAGAGUCACCUUCAAGUUGUACAACGACGUUGUGCCAAAGACCGCCGAGAACUUCAGAGCCUUGUGCACUGGCGAGAAGGGUUUUGGUUACGCCAACUCUGCUUUCCACAGAGUCAUUCCUCAAUUCAUGUUGCAGGGUGGUGACUUCACCAGAGGCAACGGUACUGGUGGUAAGUCCAUCUACGGCGAGAAGUUUGCCGACGAGAACUUCUCCAUCAAGCACACCAAGCCAGGUUUGUUGUCCAUGGCCAACGCCGGCCCAAACACCAACGGCUCGCAGUUCUUCAUCACCACUGUGCCAUGCUCCUGGUUGGACGGCAAGCACGUGGUCUUUGGUGAGGUGACCAGCGGCUACGACGUGGUCCAGAAGGUCGAGUCUCUUGGCUCGCAGUCCGGUGCCACCAGAGCCAGAGUGACCAUCGACGCUUCCGGUGAGUUGUAA
Messenger RNA from Metschnikowia bicuspidata var. bicuspidata NRRL YB-4993, 489 nucleotides. It is a transcript of the gene CYP1, whose product is annotated as peptidylprolyl isomerase. Lineage: Eukaryota; Fungi; Ascomycota; Pichiomycetes; Serinales; Metschnikowiaceae. The record is from RefSeq and is a predicted model, not a curated record. Bases 1 to 489 code for a protein of 162 amino acids. Gene Ontology annotation, biological process: protein peptidyl-prolyl isomerization; protein folding. Gene Ontology annotation, molecular function: peptidyl-prolyl cis-trans isomerase activity. The transcript has a single exon.